Cottoperca gobio is the source of this 3676-nucleotide messenger RNA. It is a transcript of the gene syt6a, whose product is annotated as synaptotagmin VIa. Gene Ontology annotation, molecular function: phosphatidylserine binding; clathrin binding; calcium-dependent phospholipid binding. The record is from RefSeq and is a predicted model, not a curated record. NCBI's taxonomy places the organism in Eukaryota, Metazoa, Chordata, Actinopteri, Perciformes, Bovichtidae. Gene Ontology annotation, cellular component: exocytic vesicle; plasma membrane. Gene Ontology annotation, biological process: calcium-ion regulated exocytosis. The transcript is spliced from 7 exons. Bases 1 to 1626 code for a protein of 541 amino acids.
AUGAGUUCUGACCGAGAGGAGUAUGACAUGGUCUGUCAGAAAGCUGUGACCCUAAUUGUUGACCUUUGCCUGCACAACAGCUCACUGUUGGAUCAGGACACCUGUGAGGAUUACCUCUUCCUGUUGUCCAGCCACAGCUCUGACCACAAACAACUGGACGCUUCUUUUGGCCUCCAGCUCGGUGUGUUUGUGGUCUGCGGCCUGGCCCUGCUGGGCCUUCUUACAUUUGUCUCCUGGAAGCUGUGCCCUGUGCCUCGGCGAUCUAAGGCCCAUUUCCCCAGUUCAUCCCUCACCCCGGCCUGUGACCCAGAGGACUACCCGCUCGAGCCGCCUGUCCUUUUGCCCAGCCCCCAGCAGCCAGCGGUCACCAUGGCAACAGAGAAGGUGAAGGACCCCAUGGGUUCGAUGGGUUUCCUGGAGGCGGCGGUGAAGAUAAGCCAUACAUCUCCUGACAUUCCCACCGAUGUGCAGCUCUCCAUGAGGGAGCACUUCCUGCGACGCACGCAACGCAUGCAGAGGCAAGCCACUGAGCCGGCUUCCUCAACUCGGCACAAUUCUUUCAAAAGACACCUGCCCAGGCAGAUGCAGGCAGGCAGUCUAGACCUGGGAAAUGACUACAUGGUGGACAAUGACGAAAAACCCACAGGCAUCGGUCGCAUCCAGCCAGAGCUCUAUCAACAGAAGACCCUGGAAUCGGAGGAUUCGUCCAAGAACGGUAGCAGCAAAAACUGUGGCAGGAUUAACUUCUCUCUCAAGUACGACUACGAAAACGAGGCCCUCAUCGUCAACAUCCUCAAGGCAGCAGACCUGCCUGCCAAGGACUUAUGCGGCACAUCUGACCCUUAUGUGAAGGUCUACCUGCUGCCCGACCGCAAGAAGUUCCAGACUCGCGUCCACCGGAAGACACUCAACCCCACAUUCAAUGAAAGCUUCCAGUUUCCUGUGCCUUACGAUGAGCUGGCGAUCAGGAAGCUCCAUAUGAGCGUCUUUGACUUUGACCGCUUUUCACGCCAUGAUAUGAUCGGGGAGGUGGAGCUGGACAACUUGUUUGAGACAUCGGACCUCUCCAGGGAGACUAACAUAUGGAGGGAAAUCCAGUAUGCCACCAGUGAAAGUGUUGACCUUGGGGAGAUCAUGUUCUCACUAUGCUACCUGCCCACUGCAGGCAGACUCACACUUACUGUCAUCAAGUGCAGGAACCUCAAGGCCAUGGACAUCACUGGAUACUCAGAUCCCUACGUCAAAGUGUCGCUCAUAUGUGACGGGAGACGUUUGAAAAAGAAGAAGACGAGCAUAAAAAAGAACACUCUGAAUCCCACCUACAACGAGGCCAUCAUCUUUGACAUCCCGCCGGACAGUAUGGACCAUGUCAGCCUGCACAUCUCUGUCAUGGACUAUGACUUGGUAGGUCAUAACGAGAUCAUCGGUGUGAUGAGGCUUGGAUGCCAUGCCGAGGGACUUGGCAGGGACCAUUGGAACGAAAUGCUUGCUUAUCCACGCAAGCCCAUUGCACACUGGCACCCUCUUCUGGAGUCCAAGAAGUCUGAGAAGGAGUGGAAGGCGAGGGCAGCCAGCUUUGACAGCCAAGGCUCCUGCCCCUCACCCAGGCCCCCUGCUAGUCCCUGAGCAGAGCCACCUGUGACCCAGCAGCCCAGAAGGGGGUUUCCUCCCUCCUGCUGAUCCACUUCCUGUCUGUCUGAUUGAGGACAAAACACAACCCCACUGUCUCCACCUAUCUCUCUCUCCUUCUCUCACUCUCUCUCUCUCUCUCCCUUCCUCAAGUCUAGUCCCAGAGCACUCCCAAGAACUGAUCUAGGACCACUGUCAAGUCAGAUAGUUGUGUGAAGCACAAUCUUUUCGGGUUUAAGGGUUUGAAAUGUGGGUGUUGUGAUGACCCAGAGCUCGUUGGCUGGAUAUCCGUCCUGCAGACAUUUAAUAUCGAGCUGUGCGAGCUGAGGAGAACGAAUCUUGGUGUCUUCACAUGGAGACUUUCCAGACGCUGAAGAUUCAGCUUUGUGCUGCGGAGACUCUUUGAUAGAAAAAGUCAGAUAUCGGAUAUUGCUCCACGAGAGCAACAAAGGUUUCACAGCGGAGGAAACGUCUGAGGUAGAAAGAGACAAACUGGAUCUGAAGCAAUUUCGAAACUCGGCUCUUUUCUCAUUCUCACAGUGCUGCAUAGCAUAAAAAGGAAAAUGUAGCAUUUUGGCACUAUUAGAUGUAAAACCGCUCCAUUCAUCGUUAUGGUUUGUGAAUAGCAAAACUGAAAUGAAUUUCAAAGCUCCUGCUGAGUUCUUCCAGUUUCAUAACAUACGCAAUUAUCUGAUCCGCAGUUUGUUGAGGAGGGAUUAGAUUCGGCUGAAACUAAAAUAUUCUCAAUUUGGCGAUUUGGAGAUUUAGUGUGAUUUUAGCGAUGAGAAGAAGUGUUAUGUCAUUGAGAAGAAGGAAUAACAAGAUUAUUGGUAUCCCCUUUCACGAGAGGAAAAUGUCUGCAGUGUUAUUACUGAUUUCAAUGUUUUCAAUAUAAAGAGUGGAAGGUUUAAAUACAUGACAAAGGCACACGUAGAUUAAAGAACACUAAAACAGAAACAAGAUUUUUGUCAAUGGAGGUUUCUGUAAACGGGGAACUUGUGAGCACACUUUACACACCUUUACCUCCUUCUCUGUUUGAUGUUUACUCUUGAGCGAUCUCACCAUUUUCUUCCAAAUGAAAAACUCACACAAGCGCUCAUGUUUUCCUUCAGACUAACACUGUUCAAACGCACUUCUCUGUCUCCUAUUUGUUUUUCUGAACAGGUUUUUGGUGGAUGUGUAUAGUUUCAUGUACAGCCGUCUGCCGUUUACUGUAUGCUUCGUUAUGUUAAGCAGAAAACCAGAAAAGAUAUCAUUAAAAAGGUAAAGAUAAUUUGUUUUUUUAAAUACUGACAUUUUGAAUAUAUGUAGCUUUGUUGGUGGUGAUGAUUGAGAACAACCUAAAACUCUGAAAAAGAUGAACCUAUUUGUCUUUUGAACUUAGAAACAUGCAACUUUCUUGAUGUUUAUCCUGUCAUUAAUCAUACUGUUGUACAGGGUGGACGUGUGUUUUGAUUUGGACAUCCAGAUGCUUGAUCUGCAACAUGUGGUAAAUGGAUUUUUGAAGACAUUUGAAAAAAAUACUGCAUCCUUUAAUGGGUCCCUUCAUAUGAUUUGCUCUCUUUACAGUAACUUUAAUAAGUUUCAGUCGGAUAAAAGAUGCACCAACUGUUCCACAUUAACAUAUUUGUCCUCCAGUUAACCCGCUAGUAGUAGUUUUGUUUAGCUGUAAUUGGAAAACACAGAUACCAUCAAUACAACCGGGCAGGGAACGCUACGGAGCCAGUGUGAUAUCGGGCAGGGAAACAUUCACAGAUUAUAUUUGGUACGUCUUGUACAGAUCGUAUCUUUUCGAUAAGAGGAACACUUACUGAAUAGCAUCCAUAUUAUCUCAUGAGCAGCACACGGCAACUUAAAUCUGAAUCCAACAAUGUUCUUGGCCGUGACUUCGACUAGUCUAGACUUCUGGUGCCUCAUUCGGCAACACAGGACGAGCGAUACUACGGCUACAGUACAAUGAACACACUAUACAUCACAGAGUUUAUGAAAUGUGGGGCCAGACAUGAAGACGGGAGCAGAUGCAUUCAGCAGACCCAGCCAGAUCUGU